This is a messenger RNA of Morus notabilis, 862 nucleotides long. RefSeq names its product maf-like protein DDB_G0281937. Gene Ontology annotation, molecular function: nucleoside triphosphate diphosphatase activity. Lineage: Eukaryota; Viridiplantae; Streptophyta; Magnoliopsida; Rosales; Moraceae. The transcript has 10 exons. The record is from RefSeq and is a predicted model, not a curated record. Bases 63 to 773 code for a protein of 236 amino acids.
UCAGGGCACAGUACCAGUUUCCCACCCUAUUUGCUACUUCACUUCCCGGAUAUUGGAGAGUUAUGGCGGCCAAUUCUUCUCCGUUCAAGAUAAUCUUGGGAUCGUCUUCGGUAGCUCGUCGGAAAAUAUUGGCGGAAAUGGGUUACGAUUUCACAAUCAUGACUGCAGACAUUGAUGAAAAAAGCAUCCGAAAGGAAAAACCAGAAGAUUUGGUUAUGGCUCUUGCCGACGCGAAGGCUGACGCCAUCUUAUCAAAAAUACGAACUUUGGAUAGUCAAAAGAAGGAUGAUGAACCCACAAUAUUAGUUGCAGCGGAUACAGCAGAAGCCAUCCUUCAGAGGUUCCCCAUUGGUGACUACAUAAAGGAUGCUGAGCCAACUUUAUUAAUUACAUCAGAUCAAGUGGUGGUCUAUGAAGGUGUAGUCAGGGAAAAACCUUCCAGCAAGGAAGAAGCACGGAAAUUCAUGAAAGAUUACUCAGGGGGGCAUGCUGCAACAGUGGGAUCUGUGCUUGUUACAAACCUUAAAACUGGAUUCAGAAAAGGAGAUUGGGACUGCGUGGAGAUCUAUUUCCAUGAAAUACCUGAUGGAGUCAUUGAAAGUCUGAUUGAGGAGGGCACUGUGCUUAAUGUUGCCGGGGGAUUGAUAAUCGAGCAUCCUCUAAUUCUGCCGUUAGUAAAGCAAGUGGUAGGGACAACUGACAGCGUGAUGGGACUCCCAAAGGCUCUUACUGAGAGACUCCUAGAAGAGGCGCGCUCUAGUUUCGAAUCUUGACUUGCUAUCUAACUAAUGUUGAUCAACACUCUUUUAUUCUUUACCAUUUCAUCGAGCGCAUUUGAACUUGAUAACCAUUUGCUACAUUC